CAAGAACUUUUCUCCUUGCGUAACUUUCCCUCAGGGAGCCAAAUUAAUUCUGCUAAUGAAGCAACAACGUUAUAUGCAUGAUAGCUUAAAGGACACAGAAGCAGAAAGGACAAUUGUAUUGUUGGAAAUUAGUUCAAGGAGAGCCAGUGUGUGCCCCUUAUUAAGGUACAUGGAAUCCUCAGAAUUAUCUGCUUAUGACUAACCCCCAUGUGUCAGUGGGCUUUUGGAAGCAACCACAAAACAUUUUGCUGGCACGUAACCUUCUCAUUCCAAGAAACUUAUUGAAAGAAGGACAAACAGGGCCUUUGCAACCCUGGCUAGUUCUGAGAAAAAAAUGAGUUUAGCCGAGGACCUUGACUAUAGCCUUUUCAAUGACUACAUAAAUGGUUUCAUGAUGUCUAAGGUUAUGUUCACCGCUUGUGAAUUAGGAGUGUUUGACCUCUUGGAAUCUGAAGAAUUCCUCACCUUUGAUGUCAUUGCUGAACGCUUGGGCACCAGUUCCCAUGGAAUGGAGCAAUUACUUGAUAUCUGUGUGACUCUGAAGCUACUAAAGGUGGAAAUGAAGAGAGGAAAAGCUUUAUAUCAAAACACAGAACUUGCCACCUUGUAUCUCACCAAGUCUGGCAGUAAAUCCCAGUACAAUAUGUUACUUUACAUGUCCAAAACUACUUACUCAUGCUGGAAUCACUUAACUGAAGCAAUAAGGGAAGGAAAAAAUCAAUAUAUGAGGACAUUUGGUAUUCCAUCAAAUGAUCUCUUUGAAGCUAUCUACAGGUCGGAAGAAGAACUGACAAAAUUCAUGCAUGGCUUACAUGAGAUUUGGAGUAUUAAUGGCAGAGAUGUGAUUACUGCGUUUGACCUUUCAACUUUCACUCUCAUUUAUGAUCUUGGUGGGUGUUCAGGUGCCCUAGCCAAGGAAUGUAUCACCAUAUAUCCUGAAUGCCAAGUGACAAUCUUUGAAAAAACAGAGGUGGUUCAAGUGGCAAAGAAAUACUUUCCAUUCCUAGAGGAACCUCGUAUUAACUUCCACAUAGGGGAUUUUUUCAGAGAUCCUAUUCCUGAAGCUGAUCUGUAUAUUUUGGCUCGGGUCCUCCAUGACUGGGCAGAUAAUAAGUGCGUACAAUUGCUAAGGAGCAUCUACCAAGCCUGUAAACCAGGCUGUGGUGUUUUAGUGGUUGAAACCCUUUUGGCUGAAGAUAAGAGGGGGCCUUUGACAAGUCAGCUCUAUUCUAUGAACAUGCUGGUACAGACUGAAGGAAAGGAGAGAACUCCAACAGAAUACCACAAGCUCUUCACUCAGGCUGGUUUCCAAGAUUUUCAGUUCAAGAAAACUGGAAAAAUCUAUGAUGCUAUUUUAGCUAGGAAAUAAUUAUUUCCUAUUCUACAACUAUUUUCAAAUAUGUUAAAUAAUUUAGUCUUUGUGAACAUGCAAUAUAACCUACAACUUGUUUAGUGAAUGAUGGCAAAACUCUGCAGGAACCAAAGGGAAGCAAUAUAAUAAUAUAAUCUCAAAUAAUAGAUUUUCAGAGUUGGAAGAGAAGGUGGAUAUUAUCUAGGUAAAUCAUUGCCUGAAGAAUAGGUACAUUAUUCUUGAUAGGAAGCUACCCAUUCUUAUGUGUAUCCUGUUUAUCUCUCCUCUACCUCCUACAAAGAUAUACAAAUAAAUGGAAAUUUAAAGGUAUUAUAGAAAAAAGUGAAGUCAAAUUCUAGAGUUGGAAGAUCUCAGAGGCCAGUCAUCCAGUCCAAUGCAUACCUGAAUAAGAAUACUUUGUGCAAUUUAUCUGAGAAAUCAUUUAUUCUUUACUUUAAGACCUCGAAUGAGAGGAAACCCAUUAUCUCCUAAGGCAGUCUAUUUUACUUUCAGAUAACUCUGAUUAUUGGGAAUCUGGUCUUUAACUCUUUUAUUUAAUAUCUUCUAUACUUACAAUUAACAUCUUUUUUGAUUUAGAUCUCUCAUUUGGAAAAAAAAUCUUAGCCUAUUGAAUAAAAAACAAAUAAAGCAUUAUAGGUACUA
Molecule: messenger RNA, 2014 nt
Organism: Monodelphis domestica (gray short-tailed opossum)
Lineage: Eukaryota; Metazoa; Chordata; Mammalia; Didelphimorphia; Didelphidae
Gene: ASMT
Product: acetylserotonin O-methyltransferase
Molecular function (GO): O-methyltransferase activity; protein dimerization activity
Source: RefSeq, a predicted model, not a curated record